ACGCGCACGUACUCACGCACGCACGCCGGCGGACGGCAGGCUCGCGCCCGGGCUGGCCCCGCGCCGCGCCACAGGCUCGCGCACUCAGCAGGCUCGGCUGCGGCGGCUACAGCUGUGGGAGCUGAGUUGCUGUGUGGGAGAGGUCCCAGGCGCGUUUGCGGGCUCCGGCUUUGCCACUCUCCGCUUCUCUGAUCCCAGUUUCCCUGCCAGGUGCUGUGGUAGGGACUAAAGCCUGCCCUGGGAACCCCGAGCACACACUUGGCUCCUUCGACACCCGCCCUCUUUCCCUUCCCAGUCGCAGGCCUCGCUUGGUGCUAGGCGACUCUGCUGGGAGGCGGCGGAGGCGACGGCUGCCUGUCUGUGGAGGAGUCCUGCCCUCCAACCUUGCUCCUCCGCCGGGCCCUGCAGGGGUCAAGAGAGCUCGGCGCCUGCCCUUCCUCUCGCUUUUUUCCUCAGCCGGUUGGAGCAGCGUCGGUCUGGGAGGUCUCUGGGCUGAGGCGGCGGCAGCUCCUCCGGCUCCAUCAUGUCCGCGGGCGGAGACUUUGGGAAUCCGCUGAGGAAAUUCAAGCUCGUCUUCCUAGGGGAGCAAAGCGUUGGAAAAACAUCCUUGAUCACCAGAUUCAUGUAUGACAGUUUUGACAACACCUAUCAGGCAACAAUUGGCAUUGACUUUUUAUCAAAAACAAUGUAUUUGGAAGAUCGAACAAUCAGGCUGCAGCUGUGGGAUACUGCGGGUCAGGAACGUUUCCGUAGCCUCAUUCCCAGUUACAUCCGCGAUUCUGCUGCAGCCGUAGUAGUUUACGAUAUCACAAAUGUUAACUCAUUCCAGCAAACUACAAAAUGGAUUGAUGAUGUCAGAACAGAAAGAGGAAGUGAUGUUAUCAUCAUGCUAGUAGGGAAUAAAACAGAUCUUGCUGAUAAGAGGCAAGUGUCAAUUGAGGAGGGAGAGAGGAAAGCCAAAGAGCUGAAUGUUAUGUUUAUUGAAACUAGUGCAAAAGCAGGAUACAAUGUAAAGCAGCUCUUCCGACGUGUUGCAGCAGCUUUGCCUGGAAUGGAAAGCACGCAGGACAGAAGCAGAGAAGACAUGAUUGACAUAAAACUGGAAAAGCCUCAGGAGCAGCCCGUCAGUGAAGGAGGCUGUUCUUGCUAAUCCCUCAUGGCAUCUUCAACACUUCUCCAGAAGCUCACUACUUUGGCCCUCUUACUCUUUCAUUGACUGCAGUGUGAAUAUUGGCUUGAACCUUUUCCCUUCAGUAAUAACGUAUUGCAGUUCAUCAUUGCUGCUUGUCUCGUGGAGAUGAUUUGUUAGCUUCACAAGCACAAAAAAAGUCAGUGUCUUCAUUAUUUAUAUUUUACAAAAAGCCAAAAGAUUCCAGAAUAUUCCAGUGAUAACUUUAAAAAUUAGAUACAUUUUCUUAACAUUUUUUUCCUUUUUUAAUGUUAUGACAGUAUGCUUCAAAAUGAUGGAAAUAUCAACAGUAUAAGUGUGGCUUGAUUAAGGAGCAAUAUAUUUACAACAGCAUUUGCCUACCUACUUGAUCUCUCCCUGUUUUUCUUACCUCUCCUGUAGCCAAUACUUAUUCUCACCCUCCGUUCCUCAGAACAAACAGGAGAUGGCAAGGCAGCAGUCAGACCAAACCCACUGGAAUUUUCCUUAAAUUUUAGGGAUACUACUUGCUGUAGGCCUUGGGUCAAGAUGUCCAAAAUUAUUCUUGAGUACUGAUAUAAAUUCCUUAGACCUUCUUUGAGGUCAAAUCUCGGCUAUCAUGGUGGGCAGUGCUUGAAUGAGAAAAGGGUUCUGUUGCAUAUUUAAAAUGAAUCCUAAUGAACAUACUGAGUACUUACAAGUAGAAGAACAAAAUGUAUUUCUGACCAAAAUGAAUGACCCUUUCACAUGUGCUUUAUUAGACUCUGGGAGAGAUAAGUGAAUAAGUCAGUACAGGUUUUUAAUAUUUAACUCUUUGUGGUAAAAUAAAAAGUUCUAAUGAACUAUUUCUCCCAAGAUUUAAAAAAUUCCUAGUUAGAGUUACUCUUAUUUGUUAGAAAAGCCUUUUUAAACAAUAACUUUUGCUUGCGUUUUCUUUCCUUCUCUUUAAAUGCUGUGCAGGCAAGGAACUGUUCAAGCCGAAUUCCUUUAAGAAGAACCAAUGGAUGAAUUUAAAUUUGGCACUAUGAUCAAAACUAUUAUAAGCAGUAGAAACAAUUUAAUAUCUAAAACUUACCAACACAGAACCCUCAGCAGAAUAGCAAAUACUUUGCUCAGGAUGUUUGAGGUCAGAAUGAAGAAGGAAACAGUUUUUUUAUAAGCCCCUAUAGGCAGAUCUGAAAAAGCAUACGUAUAAGAAGAGGGGAAAGGAGUGAAUGGAAAUAAAACAAUAUUAUGCAGGUUUAUGCCUUACUUUUUAGUGUUUUUUUUUUUUAAUGUUGGAUCUUUCAGGCUGGUUUUGCUUUUUAUUAGAUCUGUAUAGUUAGGUUAAUUAACCAGUGAUUUAGUUUUAUAUUUAAGCUACAAUUUAUCUUUUUUCUUUGGUGAUAUUUAUUUCUUUGCCGCCUUUUUUUUAACUACUUUUACCAUUUCGAUGUUUUGUUGAAUCCAUUUAGAACCUGAUCACCCUGGCAAUAUGUAUUUCCCUUAAAACAUUGCAAACAAAUAUACUAGGAGUGCACCCUCUUUACUAGUUAUUGUGAGAUUGCUGUGUAAGUUAAUAAACAAAUUUGUAAAUACAUUGUUUGCAGGAAUAAAAUUUCUGAGUUAUAGCUCAGCCUGCUGAAUUUAUGUUUUAAGCAUUACUUAACACAGUAUAAAGAUGAAAAGACAACAUCUUCAUACUUCCUCUUCUCAUUACAACAAAACCCUUUAACUGGGAGAAUUUUAUUCCCCACUCUUUCCUCUUCCUCCUUCACAUCCCAUUUAUUGUCACCUUGUAAUAUUCAGAGAGCACUUGGAUUAUGGAUCUGAAUAGAGAAAUGCUUUCAGAUAAUCAUUAGCCCACAUACCAGUAACUUAUGCUCAAAGACAGGAUGGAGUGGUAAAGUGCUUUUAUAAUAUAAUAUUAUUGUUAAAGGCAAGGGUUGACUUUUUUGUUUUAUUUUGACAUGGCAUGUCCUGAAAUAAAUAUCAAUUCAAUAUGGCAGAUGGGUCAUAUUCUUUAUUUGGAAGAAGUUGUGAUUUAUGACAAGGAGGUGAUUGUCUUCCUAUACUGUAGCAUUUGAUUCUUUUUAUGUAUCUUUUAAGAAAGUAACCAGUUAUGCUGCUUUUAAUAUUGGUCUUUAUUUAGCUUGGGGUUCUUCAUCUGAAGCAGUGAAGUGUGUUCAUAGUCCAGGUUUUUUUUUAAUAAACACAACUUUUGCUGCCAAAAAUAUAUAAAUAAAACAAGAAAGAAAACAA
Messenger RNA from Choloepus didactylus (southern two-toed sloth), 3388 nucleotides. RefSeq names its product RAB6A, member RAS oncogene family (gene RAB6A). The record is from RefSeq and is a predicted model, not a curated record. Gene Ontology annotation, molecular function: GTP binding; GTPase activity. Bases 524 to 1150 code for a protein of 208 amino acids. Lineage: Eukaryota; Metazoa; Chordata; Mammalia; Pilosa; Megalonychidae. The transcript is spliced from 8 exons.